Molecule: messenger RNA, 3884 nt
Organism: Caenorhabditis angaria
Lineage: Eukaryota; Metazoa; Nematoda; Chromadorea; Rhabditida; Rhabditidae
Source: the annotation of a GenBank genome assembly
AUGAACAAUACAAAACAUAUGGAAAGGUUGGCAAGAAUCGAAGAGGUUUUGUUGAUUGCCAACAAGAAAAUUGAUAUUGAUGAGUUGCGAGCAAGUUGUAGUUAUGGUUUGUAAAAUGAUUAUCAUUAAGAAUAACAGCCAUAUAAUGAAAUAUAAUAAUUUCAGGGGUUCCUGAACAACUAAGACCAAUUGUUUGGCGACUUUUGUUGAAUUAUUUGCCAUUGGAAAGACAAAAAUGGAAAGCGCAUUUAGCUGAACAACGAGAAAAUUAUAAUAUUUUGAUAGAACAAAUCAUAGUUGAGCCCGGAACUCAAGCGAUGAAUCAAUCAAUAAAUGAUCAUGUGAGUUUUGGAUGAAAGUUUGAAAAGAUUAAAAAAUUUAUAAAAAAAUAAAAUAAACGUUUUCAAGAUAACCUAGGAAGUCCAUGCUAAUUUAGAAAAUAAAAAGUGUUGACGAUAGAUUAAAAAAAAAAACAUGUUCUGCGAUUCAACCAAAAAUUUCUUUAAAAAAAUCAAAAACCCUGAAUAAUCUUAAUAUAUCUCCUAAAUUUUCCAAAUUAAUUGCAAGAAACAAUGACUCAUAGUUUUUCUCAGAUUUGCUCUGCAAAUUUAAUCAUAACAUGUGAGAACUGAAAUCAUAAAUCACGGUUUGUUUCAUAAGUGAUUUAUCAAAACUAUAUCAAACAUAUCAGAACAACUUUUUGACUCGUCUAGGAUUUUAGAUUCUGAAAAUUUAUAUCUUCAAAUUCAUUACCGAAAAUUCAAUAUUAGAAUGACAGAUCCCUCGAAAUAUGUUCAUAUAUUUCUCACAAUCAGACACUCUUUACUCUUUUUUAUUAGUACAUCAAUGUUCUUGCAAUUUUCAACAAUAAGACAUUUUCAAAUAUCAGCGACCUUUAAACUUUUACAUGUUCGAAACCACAAAACACAUAGAUUUGAAUAGGGGUAAAAACACAAUGAUGGUAAUCACCAUAUAUAUUUUUGAUGAGUCAUAUAGAUAGUGAAUAGAAGAAUUUUUCAGCCACUUUCUGAUGCGCCAUCAAGCGAUUGGCAAGCUUUCUUUCAAGACAAUAAAGUAUUGACACAAAUCGACAAAGAUGUUCGAAGACUUUAUCCAGAAAUACAAUUUUUUCAACUUCUUUCCAAAUUUCCACACUUGCACGGCAUGAAAUAUCCACUUUCAAAAAGAGUUGUUGGCGAAGAAUUGAAUAGUCAAGAGUUUGGAACAACCAGAGAUGGUGUUAUUGGUGUGACAAAAGAUUCGAGAUCAAAUUCGACGGAUGCUUCUGCAGUUAUGAAAUCAGAGUUUCAUUGGCAUGUAAGUAUUUUUUUUUGUUAUUUAAAUUAUUCACAUUCAAAGUAAAUCAUAACGUGAAAAUAUCUGAACCCCUUCAUUAAUACUGAAAAUAACAAUGUUAUUUUAUUGUAACAUUCUUAUGUUCAAACAUCUAAAAGCAUUUACUUCUUAUUUGUGUUUUGAUUAUUCAAAUUAAAACUAAUCAAAAGCAGGUUGAUUUUUUCAUGCACACAUUAUUCAUUGUUUCUAUUCAUUAUGAAUAAUACUAAUAAUGACGAGACAAACACAGAAGAAACGAACGUGUGUUUUGGAAAUUUGAAAUUGCAAAUGUUUGAGUCAGAAGUUUUAUAAUAAGAAUGAAAUUACGGUAGUUUUUUUCUAUAUCAAUGAAAUGAAGGAUUUCUAUCUCACAUAGGAAUUUAAUGAAAAAAUAAAUUUAAUAAAAAAAUGCUUUCAUUUAAUAAUGCGAAGAUCAUUGUUUUAUUGGCCUUCAAAAAUGGAAGACGGCUCCUAACAAUCAGUGUGAAUUCAAAAAUCAUGAAUUCUAGUUGUUUUUAAAUUUAGGAACAGUCCCCGGAUGUGUUUCUUCUCCGCAUAAUAAAAUAAUUCUCUCAGAUACUGAUCUUCAAAAUUCGUAUAGCAUAAAGAACAUGAUCCAAAAACAAAUUUCUUCAAAACAACCAACAAAAAAGUGCAAUCCGGAUAAUCGAUGAUUUUCAGUCUUUUAUCUCUUAUCAACAUUAUAAAAAAAAUUUAUUGAAUAAAUUCAAUUUGCAAAAACAAAUUUCUUGGAAAUUUACGUGUAUACUGAAAAACCUUUACCCUCAUUCCAGGAACUUUUUUUCUUUUUUUCAAAUCUCACAUGGCUUUCACACUACAAACAAUUUAAUCAGAAUAGAAUAGUUAUUUGAACUUAUGCUGUUUGAUUUUUUGAUAUACAUGUGCAAAAUAGGAUAAUUAUGUGACAAACACAAAGUGGCACAAACAUUUUCAGAAAAGAAAACAUAUUUUUUCCAGAUUGUUGAGCGCAUCUUGUUCAUCUAUGCAAAACUGAAUCCGGGAGUUCAAUAUGUUCAAGGAAUGAAUGAAUUAGUUGCACCAAUUUAUUAUGUUUUUGCAUCUGAUAGUGAUGAAGAAUGGGCUGAAUUUGCUGAAGCUGAUACAUUUUUCUGUUUUCAACAAUUGAUGAGUGAAGUUAAAGAUAAUUUCAUCAAAACAUUGGAUAACAGUAUCUGUGGAAUCGGUAAGGAAUAUCUUGAACUUCUUCUAUUUUUCUCAUUUUGUUAUUUAUUAUUUUCAGAAUCUUUGAUGUCCUCAUUCCACACUCUUAUUAAUCAUUUUGACGAAGAAGUCUAUAAGCACCUCUCAACAAACCUCGAAAUCAAACCACAGGUAAUUUUUUCUUUGUUUUUCCAAAAAAAAAGUGUCUGAAAAUUUUUCACCCGUUCGUUCGUGAUCAAAAAAGUUGGGAAAAUAGGCAUACCUGAUAAAUAGUGUCGAUUGUGUUUUGGAUUGUACGUGUUAAAGAGAACAGGUGUAUUCGUGUUUUCCAAAAAAAACUUGAAAAGUACAAAGUACAAGGAAAUACUAUAAGUUUUUACAGUUCUACGCGUUUCGCUGGUUGUCAUUGUUAUUGAGUCAAGAAUUUCCACUUCCUGAUGUUAUUACUUUGUGGGAUUCGUUGUUUUCCGAUUCAAAAAGGUUGGUUGCAACUAUUCUUUCAGAAAGAUCAAGAACGUUAUGAAAUUUUGCAGAUUUUCAUUACUCCCAUAUGUUUGUCUUUCAAUGAUUGAACUUCAACGCGAAGAACUUUUGGCUGGUGAUUUCUCAUUUUGUGUCAGAUUGUUACAGGUAUGCAGUUUGGUCUUUUUUUUUCUGGAAUCAUUUUCUCCUCCCUCACCCCAUCAUUUUUUUGAUCUCUCAAAGACAUGUCACGUUUUUUGCUUUAAUGUUUACUGAACUUUUUGUCUUUUUUUGGCUCAUAGUGUCAUCAUCAGCAGUAUUUAAUGGGCCAAGAUAUGACGACAAUGUUUCAUAGUAGCAGUCCAAAAAUGGGUGAUUUUCUAUGAAUUGUUAAACACCACCAAAACAUGACGAAAGAGAUCGGAACAGUUUAAUAUAAAACAUUAAUGUCGUCCUUUUUUUGCUGAUGUUGAAGAAAGACGUCUGUGGUUGAGCAAACUACGACAUCCGGUUAUGGCGUAGCUAAAACUCAAUGUCAAGACCCAACCAAAACAUGAAUCUAAACCUAACCUCGUGGGUGUUGUCGUUUUCUAGAAAAAAAUGUACGUCAUCUCGUUCUUCUGCAAAGUGAAAAAAAGAGAGAGGUCCGUUUGAGAUCGAUGAGGCGGAAAAUGAUUUCAGAAUAUACCUUUUCCAGUAAAUGAACGUGACAUUAAAAAGUCAAAUUCUUUUUAUAGAAUUAUCCAUUUGCUGAUAUUGCCAAAAUUGUUGCAUUUGCUCAAGAUAUCAAAGAUGGAAUUGCUCCAAGAAGAUGCUCAAAAGAUUUAUCAAAAAGUAGCAAGAUUGUCAGACAUGCUAGACAAUUAUCAGACACUUUAAAGAACUUAUCAAUUAUUAAAAAAUAA